UGGAGCUCUCGGUGGUGGCGGCAGGGUGGGCGCCGGGCCGCCGGGAGGCGGGGCUACGGUUUGCGCUAAGGAAGUGGAGACGAUGAGAACAAGGAAUAGAGAAAGAAUCGUAAUGGUGGAAGCCAUUUUUAUUUUCUUAUAACUAUAGCAGCGAAAAAGAAAAUGAGAAAGAGAGAGAGAUUGGGUUGGAGCUGUACAGCUU
Messenger RNA from Phalaenopsis equestris, 202 nucleotides. RefSeq names its product glycine-rich protein DOT1-like. Lineage: Eukaryota; Viridiplantae; Streptophyta; Magnoliopsida; Asparagales; Orchidaceae. The record is from RefSeq and is a predicted model, not a curated record.